UAUCGUCUACACACUGGUAAGAGAUCGUCUUCCCUAUAGCGUGGCUUACUGGGAUGUUAUGCAAAGUUUGAGGAUACAGUGUCAUGCAUUCAUAAAUCGAUGUCAGUGGUCUUAAACAACCGUUGUAAACAGAAGAAACUAGAGAAUAACGAAAUGUUAUCAUAGCGUUUUCUAGAGUACACUAUAACAGUGUUAUAUUUAACUAAUUAUUAACAACCUAAGUGUUCAAGGAUAUAUUAGUCUGUACUGGGGACAUAUUUAUCUCUGUUUUCUUGCAAAACUAAAAUCUAUAGUUCAUUUUAUUAUUGAGAUAUUCUGGAGAGACAUAAACAGACAAUGAUACACAAUAAAUAUGUUUAUAUCCCACGGCAGACAACAAGUUGAGGGACUGACCAGCAGAAGUGACUACAUCUUAUAACGAGCUGUGAAUAUAUAUGUAUAACUAUUCAAAAAAUAAUACAAUCACAAUGGAUGAAUUCGCUGAUUUCAAAUUUGACUGGAUAGAAAACUCGGUGGUGGUAGCAAUGCUGCUCCUGUCGUUUUUUAUUGGAGUUUACUACACUUUCUGCGAUAAACAAGACACCUUUGCUGCAUAUAUGCUUGGAGGCCGGACCAUGGGUAUUUUCCCCGUUGCUAUGUCUCUAGUGGCAAGCUGUGUUUCAGGAUUGUCUAUUUUGGGUAUACCGACAGAGAUUUAUCUAUACGGCACUCAGUAUGCUGCUGCAAAUUUCACAGUUAUUAUGUUAGCUUUGGUCAUUGGAAUAUUCUACCUUCCAGUCUACUACAAACUUCAGCUCAACUCUCAUUUUGAGUAUUUACAGCUUCGUUUCAACAAACACGUGAGAAUAAUUGGAGUUGCAUUAUUUUCUUUUCUUAUGGUAACGUUACUUCCUGCUGUUAUAUUUGUCCCAGCUGUCUGCUUCAAUCAAGUUACAGGACUUUCAGUGUAUACCAUAUCCGUCGGAAUUAGUGGCAUCUGCAUUUUCUAUACAAGUUUUGGAGGACUGAAAGCCGUUCUAUGGACCGACGCACUUCAAAGUAUGUUCACAUUUUUUGGGAUGGUUUUUGUAAUAAUCGUCAGCUGUUUCAAUCUUGGAGGAGUAAGUGAGAUAUGGCGGAUCAACAAGGAAGGAGGCAGACUGGAAAUGUUUAAUAUGGACCCGAAUCCAUUUGCUCGGAACACACUGUGGACUUCAUCCAUUGGAUAUUUCUUUACCUACUUAUGCAACUUAGCUAUAUUUCCUGCAUCUGUUCAGAGGUACCUGUCAGUACCGUCUCUCCGUAAGGCAAGAUGGGCACUAUUUUACUCAGCUGUCAGUUUAUACAUCGUCAUUAACCUGUCAACAUUCUUCGGCAUGAUUCUGUACGCCAGAUACUACCAGUGUGAUCCUGUGGCUGCCGGGGUGAUAAAAUCUUCCAGUCAGAUUGUCCCCUUGUACGUAUCGGAGGUGGGGAGAAAUUACCCUGGACUGGCAGGACUGUAUGUCUCAGGGAUCCUGAGCUCUUCACUUAGUUCGGUGUCGUCUUGGCUCAACUCCAUCGGGGGGAUGCUGUAUAAAGACAUAAUGGAGGUGUACUUCCCAGACGUCCAGCACUCAGAGAGCACAGAAUGCAAAAUAAUAAGAGCAAUAGUAAUCGUAUUAGGUAUUUCAUCAGUAUUAUUGAUGUUCGUUGUGGAAAAAAUGGGUACAAUAUUUCAGCUGUCGAUUUCGAUAAUUGGCAUUGUUAUGGGAUCAGCAAUGGCUUUAUUCACUCUUGGCAUCUUCUUCCCAAGAGUUAAUGCGAAGGGGGCAGUGACAGGUGCAAUUACAAGUUUCUUCCUGAUAGUUUGGAUAUCCUUCAAUGCUCAGUACUAUAUGAUGACAGGACAAUUGAAGUUCCCAGGGAAGGCAACCAGUAUUGACAACUGUCCGACCACGAUACAGGAGAAUUACAACUCCAGUACAUCCCUGUUGUCCAACUACACAGGGGUGGGUUCCCCAGUGGUGGCGGACAGUUCUGUGGCACUAAUCUACCAACUAUCCUACAAUUAUUACAUUGUAGUUGGUGCAAUAUCCGGGAUAUUGGUAGGCCUGGUAGUCUCUCUACUGACCGAGCCUCCUGAUACCGCCUCCUUGAGUCCUGAUCUCUUCACUCCCUGUGUGCACAGAUUUCUGCCAAAGAAGAAACAGGAUGAGCGGCCUAAUAAAGACGGUUAUGGGCAGGCCAGGAACCAUGAAAAAGACCAAAUGUUGAUGGAUUUAAAAAACGUGUAAUAAAUAAUUAAAUACCCUUUUAUAAAUUAUAA
Molecule: messenger RNA, 2287 nt
Organism: Homalodisca vitripennis (glassy-winged sharpshooter)
Lineage: Eukaryota; Metazoa; Arthropoda; Insecta; Hemiptera; Cicadellidae
Product: sodium-coupled monocarboxylate transporter 1-like
Exons: 14
Coding region: 435-2255 (606 amino acids)
Biological process (GO): sodium ion transport; transmembrane transport
Cellular component (GO): membrane
Molecular function (GO): symporter activity
Source: RefSeq, a predicted model, not a curated record